Molecule: messenger RNA, 1086 nt
Organism: Heterobasidion irregulare TC 32-1
Lineage: Eukaryota; Fungi; Basidiomycota; Agaricomycetes; Russulales; Bondarzewiaceae
Exons: 2
Coding region: 1-1086 (361 amino acids)
Source: RefSeq, a predicted model, not a curated record
AUGACUUUUGGUAUCCGUGGAAAGCCACGAGCGAAUGGUGUGCAAGCGUCAGUGCUUGCAUCGUCAACCGAGGCCGAUACGAUCCAUUGUGGUCUGUCACCAAAGUAUACGAACAAGCACAAGGCCGUCGCAGAACUGCCGAGGCUUAGGCCGACCUCCCAAUCCACUUCAGACAAUAUCCUUUCGGCGAAUCCGCCGUCGGUGCCGACUUCAGGAGAUGCGUCCGAUGAUUCUGCCGAGGAUUUUCGAGCCAAACUAGAACAUUUCGCAUACACACCUGUCAUCCAAUCUUCUAAUUUUGCUCGUUCUUCGCCCGCACUAUCCCUGGCCAAUUCUAUCAUGACGGACUUGGACUCUGUAACUCUCCCAAAAUCAAAACGGCCCCGGACGACCAAGCCACGUCUCAAUGUUAACGUACCAGGCCUCGACCUUGCGGGCCUCCGGAAGAAAUCUGUCGCACAAAAGAUCAUUCACAUACAAUCUUGUGCGAAAAAGAAAGGCUUGACGGAGACGACCCUCAAGAUUCUUCUUACUCAACAAUUAGAGAAUGCACAGAACACCCAAGGCAAGGGGAAAGCCAAGGACGUUGUCGACGAAGUGGAGCUCGCUCCCAAGACCUAUCUCGAGGGCGUCCUCGAAGAAGCUGGUACGAAGAAGAGGAAAAAGCGAGCCAAGGUUGUCAGUACCGUCCAGAGCCUCAGUCAAACAUCAAACGCCAUUCGGGACAGAGCGCGCCUGCUGUUCACCAACCCUCAAAGCCUCCAACCUCUCCAAGCAACACAAGCCUUUGGGCCUAGCAAACUCGGAGCUGCCUUACGCCACCCUUUGAUCGACAGUGAACCGCCUCAAACUCAGGCGUUCGGAGAGAACGGUCUAGCCCAAGGAUCAAGCCUGACCAGGUUUUCGAGUUUGGGAUCGGCGUCUAAACGAAGUGAAGACGAAGACGACAACGCACCCGCUGCAACUCAAGCGUUCGCUCCAUCUAGGCUAGCAACAAUGUUUAAUGGUACGGCGUUCCACAAUGAUGCUGGGAACAAAUCUGUAAUUGAUGUACGUGUGGUCAUUUUGUGUUCGCCUCACGAGUAA